AUGUCUACGAGAUCUACGCAGCUGUCAUGUCCAAUGCUAAAAAAGAUUUUACAAAUGGGGCGUAGUACACUUUUUGCCAAGUAUUCUAAGCGAAAUACUUCUGAUGGCCAAGCGUCCCAUGAUGAUUUCAAGGAUGUUUUGUCAGAAGAUCAAAUCCUCGCGUAUAUACAUUAUCCUCCAACAUUUUAUAGACUUCAUGUUCAUUUUAUGCACGUCGAUUCUGGAGACAGCUAUGGUACAAUCGCAGGUCGAGCACAUAUAUUAGAAGAAGUUAUUCGUAAUCUUGAGCAAAACGAUUUGUAUUAUGCUGAACGUACAAUCACAAUCUUUCUACACGAUCGUAGUCCCAUGUUUGUCGCUGUUUGUGAAGACAGUUGCCAAAAGUCUACUGAAGAUCCAAUUCCCAGUUAG
Messenger RNA from Heterobilharzia americana, 411 nucleotides. The record is from the annotation of a GenBank genome assembly. NCBI's taxonomy places the organism in Eukaryota, Metazoa, Platyhelminthes, Trematoda, Strigeidida, Schistosomatidae.